AUGACGAACGAAAUUUCAUUGGAAAACAUUCUUCGUCGAUGUAAUGAUUUAGGCCGUUUUCAAAUCUUACAUUAUGUUUUCUUGAAUUUAAUCACACUUGGCAGUGGAAUAACAACCUAUUACUAUAUCUUCGGUGUUGCGGAACCAUCCUAUCGGUGUCGAUUGCCAUCGAGCGUUUGGCCUGGUAAUGACCAAUAUCAGGCAUGGGAUGCGACACAUCAAUAUUUGAUUAAUCAAUCGCAGCAAAUAUCAAAAUGUCAGGAUAUGAAUGGAACGAGUUGUAAGAAUUUUGUUUAUGAUCGAAGUAUAUUUGGUUGGACAUUUACGGAAGAAGGCAACUUUGUGUGUGAAAAUGCAUUGAGAAAAACUUGGCUUUCGACGAUGUAUCAAUUUGGCGGAUUUGUUGUUCUACUAAGCGGAUAUAUUUGCGAUCGAAUUGGUCGACAGAAAAUGAUUCGAAUAUUAACUCUGUUUUUAUUUAUCAUUCCGUUUUUAAUUCAAUUAAUACUUUCAAGUUUUCACAUGAAUAUAAACACCAAAUUUAUUCUUCUAUCGAUCAAUCAGCUGUUUUCAAGUAUUGAUGCAUAUCCAAUGGUUUUUCUUCUUCUCAUGGAAUUAACAUCUUCUUCUCAUACAAGUCUUGCUGGUAAUUCAGCUCUCAUUGGAUUUAUUAUCGGUGAAAUCAUUGUCACUAUCUUUGCUUAUAUGACCCGUGACUGGUUACGAUUGAAAUGGGUGAUAACCGGCUAUUUUGCACUUAUUCUUCCAUAUCUUUACUAUGUACCUGAAUCACCCUAUUGGCUAUAUACGAAAAAGAAGUAUAAUCAACUGGAAGUAUGUUUGAGAAAAAUUGCUCGAAUCAAUGGUCAUUCUGACGACGAUUGGUAUCCGUAUUAUAAGCAAUUAAUUUGCGAUCCACGUCUUGCUAUUUUAAGUACAAAACGUGCAUCACGAAAAAGUAAAGAAAUUAUUCUUCAGCAUUUACCACGACUAUGUCUCUGCGCUUACAUUGGCUUUGUUACUAUGCUUUUAUAUAUUAAAAUUUCUUAUGGACUUGCUGCCAUGUCUGAUGUUGUUAGUCCGUAUUGGAAUAUUGUUAUUGGUGCCAUUGUUGAAGGCAUUGGUUAUGUGUCUGCAAGUAUUUUAAUAACGACAGACUUAGGUCGAAAGAAAUCUUUGAUCAUUUACUCGCUGUUAACCUGUCUAUGUGUGUUUAUUAUUCCAUUUCUGAUGGAAUCCUAUCCAAUUGCCACGAUUAUUGUAUCACAAAUGGGUAAACUUACAAUCAGUGGCGCUGUUUCGAUAACAUGGAUCUUUGUUCCCGAAAUAUUUUCUACGUCCAUGCGUGGAAUUGCUAAUGGAGUAUUCGUAUUUGCUGGGCGUAUAGGUGCAAUCCUAGCGCCGAUAGUUGAUGUGGCGCUUGGUCAACACUACAUCAAAAUCACGUUUUAUAUGUAUUCAUUUUUGACAAUUAUUCAAGUUUUUCUCAUUCAUUUCUUACCAGAAACUCGCAAUCAUUCAUUUCAUACCGAUGAAGAUGAAGAGAAGGAGAUCGACGAUCAAAUUGCCAUCUCGAAUGCAACUAUCGAACGAUCGAUCGUAAAUGGUACAAUUCAUACGAAAUUCUGA
Molecule: messenger RNA, 1629 nt
Organism: Adineta ricciae
Lineage: Eukaryota; Metazoa; Rotifera; Eurotatoria; Adinetida; Adinetidae
Source: the annotation of a GenBank genome assembly